Microdochium trichocladiopsis is the source of this 2030-nucleotide messenger RNA. Its product is annotated as uracil permease. The coding region runs from base 139 to 1899 and encodes 586 amino acids. Gene Ontology annotation, biological process: transmembrane transport; nucleobase transport. Gene Ontology annotation, molecular function: nucleobase transmembrane transporter activity. Lineage: Eukaryota; Fungi; Ascomycota; Sordariomycetes; Xylariales; Microdochiaceae. The record is from RefSeq and is a predicted model, not a curated record. The transcript has 4 exons. Gene Ontology annotation, cellular component: plasma membrane.
GGAGGGCACUCUCCAUGGAGAUAUUAGAGAUCGACAGCCCAAGCACCCCGUCAGCGACCUGGCUGUCGUCCCUGGCUUCCUUUACGACAACUACUAUCCUCAACUCUCUCCCGUUCCCCAGCAGAGAGAAAUAGAGCCAUGGCCUCUGUCGCUCGUAGGGUCAAGGAGGCGGCCGCCCUCAAGGCCGACCCGACACGCCACGAGGAAACGACGACGUGGUGCAACCGUGACUUGGUCCCUCUGCCACCUUCGCGGCGUACUUGGGGAUGGUUCAACUUUUUUGGCGCCCAGUCACUUGGCGCCUUGAACAUCUCCACCUGGCAGACGCCAAACACGUUCCUCACGCAGGGUCUUUCUGUCGGCCAGGCCAUGCUCAUCAUUGUCAUCUCGCGCUUCAUCGUCUCUCUGUUCGCAUGCAUCAUUGCCUGGUGUGGCCUCACAUGGCACAUUGGCUUUACCGUGCAGAACAGAUUCACCUGGGGCCUGCGUGGCGCCUACAUCCCUCUGAUGCAGCGAUGUCUGCUCAACUUUAUCUGGACAGCAGUACAAUGCUGGAACGGCGGCAAACUGGUGAACGUAUGCGUGACCGCCAUCUGGCCUUCAUUUGGCAAGAUGAAGAACACGCUGCCCCCGAGCAUGCCGACCACGACGCCUGAGAUGGUUGGCUUCAUCAUCUUCUGGGUCGUCUCCUUGCCCUUCCUCUUUGUCCGACCCGAGCGGUACAAGAAGCCCUUCUUCAUCUCCUCCCUGGGCUGCGGAAUCGCCAUGUUCUGCAUGAUGAUCUGGUCCUUGUCCGUCGCCAAGGGCGUGGGCCCCGUUUUCUACAAGGGCGAGGCGGUGCCCGCAUCCUCCCGUUGGAGCGUGUCGUGGCUCAUCAUGGCCGGUCUGAACCAGGCCAUUGGCCAAAAGGUGGCGGGCAUCACCAACGAGAGCGACUUCUCGCGCUACGGCCACGGCUACCGGGGCUUCGUCAUUGGCACCGUCUCCGUCCAGUGGAUUGUCGGCAUCUUUGUCUGUCUGGGCGGGCUCGUUACCACCGCCGCCUGCCAGCUCAUCUACGGCAAGAUCUUCUGGAACCCGCCCGACCUGCUGAUGGUCAUCAUGGACAACGGCGACGGCUCCUCGGGCGCCCGCGCGGGCGUCUUCUUCCUCGCCCUGGCCUUUGCUUUCGCCAUCCUGUUCCAGAACGUCUGCGGCAACGCCGUGGCAGGCGGCAUCGACCUGGCGGGCGUGUUCCCGCGGUACAUUGACAUCCGCAGGGGAGCCAUAAUCACGCUGGUCGCCACGUGGGUCAUCCAGCCGUGGCAGCUCAUCAACCGGGCGGCCACCUUCAUCACGGUUCUGAGCUCCUUCUCCGUGUUCCUCGCGCCGCUGCUGGGCGUCAUGAUUGCAGACUACUUCUUCAUCCGCCGGCAGAAGAUCAAGCUCGGCGAGCUGUACCGCGCCGAGGGGUCUGACUACUGGUUCACGCACGGCUUCAACCUCCGCGUCAUCCCCUGCUGGGUGGCCGGCUGGGCGCCCACGAUCGGCGGCCUGGUCGCCAGCGCGGGCGGGAUCACCUCGGCCCCCGACGCUGUCUUCCAGCUCUACUACACGGCCUUCUUCACGGGUCUCGCCAUCUCCUUCACCACGUUCUACGUCGUCACGUUCUUCUUCCCUGUUGCUGGCGCCGGCGAGUUCGACCCUUACGACGACUGGGCCACGUUCACCCCCGCCGAGGCCGCGAGGCUGGGCGUCGUGCCGCACGUCGAUGCUGAGGAGGUUGCGCGUACCGGGUUCGGCGCUUCCGGGUAUAGCAAGAGAGGUGGUGGUGGUGCACAGGUGCUUGGGGAAAAGGACGUCGAGUCCGUGGCGGGGGAUAAUGUCGCCCAGGUGGCGCCUCAGACCAUCACGGGUUGAGUUUCUCUCGUCAUGUGGAAGGUUUCGGAUUGGAGAAAGCUAGGUUGUGCGCGGUGAUCAGGUUAUGGAACGGUCGAGAGGUUCAUCUCCGAGGCAGGCUUAGAUGGUUUAGUAAAAGAUCAAUAUCUAUC